Molecule: messenger RNA, 4530 nt
Organism: Vitis riparia (riverbank grape)
Lineage: Eukaryota; Viridiplantae; Streptophyta; Magnoliopsida; Vitales; Vitaceae
Product: disease resistance protein RUN1-like
Exons: 7
Coding region: 96-4157 (1353 amino acids)
Biological process (GO): signal transduction; defense response
Molecular function (GO): ADP binding
Source: RefSeq, a predicted model, not a curated record
UUGCUUUAGUUUAGUCUUCAUCCACCCCUACCCUCUCAAGUUACAAUUCUCUCAGUCAAGCUACCGGUCUUCCAAACCCUUCUUUGAAUUUUGCAAUGGCUUCUUCUUCAACCAGUCUCUCAGUACCUUCUUCCUCUUCCACCCAUCGCUGGAAGUACGAUGUCUUCCUUAGUUUCAGAGGUGAAGACACCCGCCAAAGCUUUACUGCCCAUCUUCACGCGGCGCUUUGUCAAAAGGGAAUCAACACUUUCAAAGAUAACCAACUCAGGAGAGGCGACAAAAUAUCUCCAGCUCUCCUACAGGCAAUUGAAGAAUCGAGGUGUUCCAUCAUCAUUUUCUCCGAAAACUAUGCGUCUUCAAGUUGGUGUUUGGAUGAACUUACAAAGAUUCUUGAGUGUGUCAAAAUGAGGAGGCAAACAGCUCUACCGGUUUUCCACAAUGUGGAUCCCUCCCAUGUAAGAAAGCAAGAAGGGAGUUUUGCGAAAGCAUUUGCAAAGCAUGAACAAGUUUACAAGGAUAAGAUGGAGCAGGUGGUGAAGUGGAGAGAUGCUUUGACUGAAGCAGCCACAAUUUCUGGAUGGGAUUCACGAAAUAGAGACGAGUCUGUGGUUAUUGAGGAAAUUGUUGCCAGGAUUUUGACUGAACAGAUCGAUGCAUCCUCAAGCAACAUGGAUGCUCUAGUUGGGAUGGACUCUCGUGUAGAGGACGUGGUUUCACUGUUAUGUAUUGGCUCUGAUGAUGUUCGGAUGGUAGGAAUUUGGGGCAUGGCUGGCAUAGGUAAGACUUCCAUCGCUGAAGCUGUCUAUGAACAAAUCUGUGCUAAAUUUGAAGGUUGUUGCUUCCUUGGGAACGUUAGAGAAGACUUACAAAGAUAUGGUCUACCUUAUUUAAUAGAAAAGCUCCUUUCACAAAUUUUAGGGGGAACAAAAAUUUUCGAUACAAGAAUCAAUUCUAUAAAAGCAAGACUCCAUUCGAGGAAGGUCCUUAUCGUACUUGAUGAUGUGGAUAAACAACAACAGUUAGAAGAUUUGGUAAGAAAUCAUGAUUGGUUCGGUCUGGGAAGUCGAAUUAUCAUAACAACUAGGGACCGACAUUUGCUAAGUUGUCAAAACGUGAAUGCAAUAUAUGAAGCUAAGAAAUUAAAGUAUGAUGAAGCUCUUGAGCUCUUUUGUCAGCAUGCCUUUAGAUCUGAGCAGCCUACAAAAGAUUUUAUGCAGCUGUGUCACCGUGCAGUAGAUUACACUGGAGGCCUUCCCUUGGCCCUUAAAGUCUUGGGUUCUUGUCUAUACAAAAAAGACAUAGAUGUAUGGAAGAGUGAAUUGGACAAACUCAAACAAUUCCCCAACAAAGAAAUUCAAAAUGUGCUCAAAACAAGUUUUGAAGGGUUAGAUGACAAUGAACAGAACAUAUUUCUUGAUAUUGCAUUCUUCUAUAAAGGGCAUCAUAAAGAUUAUGUCAAAGACAUACUAAAUGGUUGUGGUUUCUUCUUUGACGCCGGAAUAAAAAGUCUUCAAGAUAAGUCACUCAUAACCAUCUCCGAGAAGAAUAAGUUGUGGAUGCAUGAUUUGUUACAAGAAAUGGGUUGGAAUAUUGUAAGGCAAAAAUUUGAAGUACCUGGUGAGCGUAGCAGGUUGCGGGUUCAUGAGGACAUCAAUCAUAUACUAACAACAAAUACGGGGACUGAAGCAGUUGAAGGCAUAUUCCUUGAUUUGUCUGCAUCAGAAGAACUAAACUUUAGCGUUGAGGCCUUUGCGAUGCUGAAGAGAUUAAGAUUGCUCAGGGUCUAUACUGUGCAAAUAGAUAGAAGCUUGGAAUAUUUGUCAGAAAAAGAGUUAAUCGCCCAUACUGAUGAUAUUUGGGAAAGGAGGAGCUAUAUUUGGGAAAGGAGGAGCUAUGCUUGGACAAGGAUGGAGCAUCUGUACACUCAGUGUAAAUUGCACCUGUAUGGAGAUUUCAAAUUUCUAUCCAGCAACUUGAGAUCUCUCUAUUGGGAUGGAUAUCCUUUGAAGUCCCUUCCAUCAAAUUUUCAUCCAGAGAAUCUUGUUGAGCUAAACAUGUGCUUUAGUCAACUUAAACAACUAUGGGAAGGAAAGAAGGCAUUCAAGAAGUUGAGAUUCAUCAAACUUAGCCACUCUCAACAUUUAACCAAAACUCCAGACUUCUCUGGAGCCCCAAACCUUAGUAGACUGAUUCUAGAAUGCUGUACAAGUUUGGUCGAGGUUCACCCAUCCGUUGUAGCUCUCAAGAAGCUUAUUUUCCUGAAUUUAAAAGGCUGCAAGAAACUUAAGAAUUUCUCAAGGAGCAUCCAUAUGGAGUCUCUUCGAAUUCUUACUCUCUCUGGCUGCUCAAAACUCCAGCAGUUUCCAGAGGUCCAAGGUAAAAUGGAACAGCUGGCAGAGCUUUCUUUAGAAGGGACUGCUAUAAAAGGAUUGCCCUCGUCCAUUGAAUAUCUCACUGGACUUGCUUUAUUAAAUCUGAAAGAGUGCAAAAGCCUUGAGUCAUUACCCAACAGCAUUUUUAUGUUGAAAUCCCUGAAAACUCUCAUUCUUUCAAACUGCACAAGACUCGAGAAGCUUCCAGAGAUCCCGGAAAACAUGGAGAGUUUGAUGGAGCUUUUUCUAAAUGGGAGUGCUAUUAUAGAACUGCCAUCCUCAAUUGGAUGUCUAAAUGGGCUUGUUUUGUUGAAUCUGAAAAAUUGUAAAAAACUUGCAGGUCUUCCGCAAAGCAUUUGUGAACUGACAUCUCUUCGGACUCUUAUUCUAUGUGGUUGCUCAGAACUGAAGGAAUUACCAGAUGACUUGGGGAGCCUACAGUGUUUAGUAGAGCUCAAAGCAGAUGGAACUGCCAUACAAGAGGUGCCACCCUCUAUUAAUCUUUUGACAAACCUUCAAGAAUUAUCAUUAGCAGGAUGUAAGGGAUGGGAAUCUAAGUCAUGGAAUCUGGCUUUUUCUUUCGGCUCGUCAGCAACACUAGAACCAUUGCGACUGCCUCGCUUGUCAGGUUUAUACUCCUUGAAAGAAUUGAUUUUAAGUGACUGCAACCUAUUGGAAGGAGCAUUGCCCAUUGAUCUCGGCUCCCUAUCUUCAUUGGAAUGGUUAGAUCUCAGCCGAAACAGUUUCAUUACGAUUCCUGCUAGCCUUAGUGGACUUUCUCGGCUCAAAACGCUCAUACUGCCAUACUGCAAGAGUCUUCAAUCAUUGCCAGAGCUUCCAUCAAGUAUUGAAUAUUUAAAUGCCGAAGCUUGCACAUCCCUGGAAACCUUUUCAUGUUCAUCAAGUGCAUGCACAUUGAAGGGGCUUACGGAACUCGACCUCAUAUUUUCUAAUUGCUUCAGACUAAUGGAGAAUGAACACAAUGACAGUAUGAAACAUAUCCUACUGGGAAUUCAGCUUCUUGCAUCAAUACCAAAAUUUCUGGGUCCAAAUGGGAGUAUCUAUGGUUGGGACUAUCCGGAAAAUGAGUAUAAUGCAAUCGUUCCUGGAAGUAGAAUUCCGGAGUGGUUCGUGGAUCAGAGCACGGGGUCUUCAGUAACAGUAGAGCUGCCUCCACAUUGGAAUAAUACCAAGUUGAUGGGAAUGGCUGUUUGUGCUGUUGUGGGCGCCAAGGGUGUCAUUGACCCCACCACUGAGAAGCGCUCGAUUGGUAUAUAUUUUAAUGUGGAUGGUAGCACUGGGAUUCGUACUGGUUGGACGGCUAGCCUGAGUCUACCAAUGAGAACUGACCACACGUGGUUUGGGUAUCGACCACUUGCUAUCCUGACUGCAUAUUCUGGGGACUUUGGAAAGAGCAGAGGCUCUAUGGUGGUUUCAUUUCGAGUAGGAAUCGGGAAGGAGAAGGUAGAGGUGAAGAAGUGUGGGGUUCGUCUUGUAUACGAGGGAGAGGAGAAAGAUAGUCAUUGCAGCUUUCCUUGUGGUGCCAUGUGGCCGGAAGAAAGAGAGGAGACAGAUAGUGAAUGCAGCUUUCCAGGAGAAGGAGAUGAAUCAGAUUCAGGAUCAGAAGACCUUAGACAAUCAAAUUCAGAUUCAGAAUCAAAAGAACUUAGGCAAACUUGUUCCCCCUGUAACCUUCUUACAAACUUUUUCAUGUUGCUGAAGCAGAUCUGUGUUACCAGUAAGGAGAAAGCUGACCUUUCCCAAUCAAAUUCAGUCUAUCCAUAAUCAGAUUCUUUUUCAGAUUAAGAGCCACUACCGCCUCCUUCUUGGCCCCCAUGCUGCACUGAAAAGUUUGAAGGUGGUUCUGGUUGAAAAACCUCGAUGGAGCUCUAUCGGAUACCCUCAUUUGAGGACGGAUGUGGCUAUCAUGUUUUGGAGUUUGGUGGAGCAAUAAAUUGAUCAUAGUGUGUUAUUCUGCAUAUUUGUGCUAUUGACAUUUUCUAAAUACAUAGGAUUGAAGGUUUUAGAAUCUGUUGGAAGGUAAGACUGAACCAAUUAAAGUAAUCUUCUUUCAAACUAAAAAACAUGCAUUGUAUUAAGAGGGAUUUGCUAUAUCUAUGUCAUGUUAAAUUUUUCAUGUAUAUCAUUUUUCUUUUUA